AUGUACUUCUUUACGUUAGCUGCUCUACUGCUUUUUAGCAGUAGAUUGAUCGCAGCACAGAAUGCAGCAGCCGCAGCCGCAGCCGCAGUUACACCAACGACCACUGAGACUGGAUUUACAACUUGGACUGGUACAAUUUCAUCGACUGUCACCACUAAGUUGAUCACAACCACAGGUGCCAAGGGUUCUCCUCUUGUCAUUGAAAGCUUCCUAGUUGCUACUCCACCAGCUCCAACUACCACUGAGACUGGAUUCACAACCUGGACUGGUACCGUUCCAACCACUGUUGCAACUUCUUUGAUCACAACCACAGGUGCUAAGGGUUCUCCUCUAGUUAUCGAGAGUUUCCUAGUUGCUACUCCACCAGCCCCAACCACUACUGAAACCGGAUUCACAACUUGGACUGGUACAAUUUCAUCGACUGUCACCACUAAGUUGAUCACAACCACAGGUGCCAAGGGUUCUCCUCUUGUCAUUGAGAGUUUCCUAGUUGCUACUCCACCAGCCCCAACUACCACUGAGACUGGAUUUACAACUUGGACUGGUACUGUUCCAACUACUGUUGCUACCUCUUUGAUUACUACAACUGGUGCCAAGGGUUCUCCUCUUGUCAUUGAGAGUUUCCUAGUUGCUACUCCACCAGCCCCAACCACCACUGAGACUGGGUUCACAACUUGGACUGGUACAAUUUCAUCGACUGUCACCACUAAGUUGAUCACAACCACAGGUGCCAAGGGUUCUCCUCUUGUCAUUGAGAGUUUCCUAGUUGCUACUCCACCAGCCCCAACUACCACUGAGACUGGAUUUACAACUUGGACUGGUACUGUUCCAACUACUGUUGCUACCUCUUUGAUUACUACAACUGGUGCCAAGGGUUCUCCUCUUGUCAUUGAGAGUUUCCUAGUUGCUACUCCACCAGCCCCAACCACCACUGAGACUGGGUUCACAACUUGGACUGGUACAAUUUCAUCGACUGUCACCACUAAGUUGAUCACAACCACAGGUGCCAAGGGUUCUCCUCUUGUCAUUGAGAGUUUCCUAGUUGCUACUCCACCAGCCCCAACUACCACUGAGACUGGAUUUACAACUUGGACUGGUACUGUUCCAACUACUGUUGCUACCUCUUUGAUUACUACAACUGGUGCCAAGGGUUCUCCUCUUGUCAUUGAGAGUUUCCUAGUUGCUACUCCACCAGCCCCAACCACCACUGAGACUGGGUUCACAACUUGGACCGGUACUGUGCCAACCACUGUUGCUACCUCUUUAAUUACUACAACUGGUGCUAAGGGUUCUCCUCUAGUUAUCGAGAGUUUCCUAGUUGCUACUCCACCAGCCCCAACCACCACUGAGACUGGGUUCACAACUUGGACUGGUACAAUUUCAUCGACUGUCACUACCAAAUUGAUUACUACAACCGGUGCUAAGGGCUCUCCUCUAGUUAUCGAGAGUUUCUUGGUGGCUACUCCACCAGCCCCAACUACCACUGAGACUGGGUUCACAACUUGGACUGGUACUAUCCCAACUACUGUCGCAACUUCUUUGAUCACAACCACAGGUGCUAAGGGUUCUCCUCUAGUUAUCGAGAGUUUCCUAGUUGCUACUCCACCAGCCCCAACCACCACUGAGACUGGGUUCACAACUUGGACCGGUACUGUGCCAACCACUGUUGCUACCUCUUUAAUUACUACAACUGGUGCUAAGGGUUCUCCUCUAGUUAUCGAGAGUUUCCUAGUUGCUACUCCACCAGCCCCAACCACCACUGAGACUGGGUUCACAACUUGGACUGGUACAAUUUCAUCGACUGUCACUACCAAAUUGAUUACUACAACCGGUGCUAAGGGCUCUCCUCUAGUUAUCGAGAGUUUCUUGGUGGCUACUCCACCAGCUCCAACGUCUAUCACCUGGGAUUUCACUAGAGGUACUAACGUUGUUAAGACCACAAUUUCAACAGCCUUUAUUACAACCACUGCCAAGGAUGGGUCUCCAUUGGUUGUCGAGAGUUUCUUGGUUGCUGUACCAGCAACUACUACUAGUGCUGAAACUGAUUUCACUACCUGGACUGGUACUGUCCCAACCACCGUUGCAACUAAGUUGAUUACUACAAUUGGUGCUAAGGGUUCUCCUCUUGUCAUUGAGAGUUUCCUAGUUGCUACUCCACCAGCCCCAACUACCACUGAGACUGGAUUCACAACCUGGACUGGUACUGUUCCAACCACUGUCACCACUAAGUUGAUCACAACCACAGGUGCCAAGGGUUCUCCUCUAGUCAUUGAGAGUUUCCUAGUUGCUACUCCAGAAGUAGAUUCCACUGAGACUAGCUUCACAACUUGGACCGGUACUGUGCCAACCACUGUUGCCACUAAGUUCAUCACAACUAAGAUGCCAAGGGUUCUCCUCUAG
Kluyveromyces marxianus DMKU3-1042 is the source of this 2400-nucleotide messenger RNA. Its product is annotated as ice-structuring glycoprotein. Lineage: Eukaryota; Fungi; Ascomycota; Saccharomycetes; Saccharomycetales; Saccharomycetaceae. The transcript has a single exon. The record is from RefSeq and is a predicted model, not a curated record. The coding region runs from base 1 to 2400 and encodes 799 amino acids.